AUGCAACAGGUGGCGACGGCUGUGAAGGCGGCGGCCGCCGCCGCAGCUGCUGCCUCCUCCUUUUCCAAUGGCUCACUGAAUCCGCUCAGCCCGGAAGCUGCUGCUGCUGCUGGAGCAGGAGGUAACGGUGGUGGCGGCAUGAUCGCCCAGAACCACACCUGUCAGUUCUGCCGGUACACCUCCAACUACAAGGGCAACGUCAUUCGGCACAUCAAGCUGGUGCACAAGGACAUUGCCAGUGCGCAGAGUCUGGCCGCCUCCAUUGCGCUGCAGCAGCAGCAGCAAAAUCAGCAACAACAACAUCAUCAACAGCAGGCGGCAGCGGUGGCUGCCUUUGCCAAAGAGCUGCAGGGCGCGAUGAACAUGGCGGCAGCGGCGGCGGCUGCUUCCGCUUCCGCUGCAGGAGAUCUGCUUGAAAAUGACUCGUCUCAGGAGGAAACAGCUACGGUAAUCAAACGGACUUCUCCGUCUUCUCGGACUCUUCUUCUUCGAGGUCAGCAGCGAUCACCCCCACUGACCAAUGGCGGAACAAGCGUCAAAGAGGAGCAGCAGCAGGGGGACGAGGAUGUUGAUGGCCCUCCUGCCCUUGCCAAUGAGGAGGACUCUUCAGAGUCGACCACGGUGGCUGAGAAUCAGCAGCUGCAGCAGCAGCAGCAGAAUGAGCUGGACACUCGCCACUGCAACUCGUGCAAUAUCUCCUUCACCUACCGCAACUCCUAUCUCGCCCACAAGAAGUACUACUGCUCGUCGCAUACCACUGAGGCUUAG
Molecule: messenger RNA, 768 nt
Organism: Rhagoletis zephyria (snowberry fruit fly)
Lineage: Eukaryota; Metazoa; Arthropoda; Insecta; Diptera; Tephritidae
Source: RefSeq, a predicted model, not a curated record